Diachasma alloeum is the source of this 1645-nucleotide messenger RNA. RefSeq lists its product as uncharacterized. Bases 57 to 539 code for a protein of 160 amino acids. The record is from RefSeq and is a predicted model, not a curated record. The transcript has 4 exons. NCBI's taxonomy places the organism in Eukaryota, Metazoa, Arthropoda, Insecta, Hymenoptera, Braconidae.
AGUCCAGUCUAAAUUCGCAGUAUUUAACACCAAUAAGGAAAAUUAAAAUAUUUAAAAUGCUUCAACGCACCGGAAAUUUGGUUCUCGUCACAUUCGGCAGGCGCAAUUGUUACUCGAAGAUGAAAGCGAUAAAUCCAAGUAAAUUAAUGAAAAAACCCAUCAUCUCGACGAUUGCGAAAAAGGGACAGAAGUCUCAGUCAACCAAGAUUGCUGUGCCAUACUCCGCGAAUCGUGAAUUAAACUUGGAUCUAUUGAAGCCAGAGACUGUGGACGUCAAUAACAAUGGGUUCCCCUCAAUUUUGGACAGAAGGAUCACUCAGAUUGAAUUACACCUGGGUGAUCCGGAUUGCGGUGAGGGUGGGCCCAACAGGCCCACGAGAGGUCCCUGCGAUCCCCCCGAGGGCCCAUGCAAACCCAUGAGGAAACCCGGCUAUCCACCCAAGCCGCGAGCCAGUAGGGAGCCAUUCUGCGUCAAGUGCCCACCAAAGAGACCGUGCAAUUUGAACAAAUGCCCGACCGAGACUGAGGAGGAGCUGUAGACUCGGAGGCAUUCAUCCUAGAAAUUAUGGUACACUCAAAAGACCGAGGAUCAUUGGGGAUUUAAGGAGGCCAUCUGAGGCGCCAGUGCGAUAUCAAUCGGCAAAAGGAUGCAAUUCACCACCGGAACCGCCAAAAUGUACCGAGAAUAAACCGAAACCUGUGGAGACCUGUCAAAACAAGGAGACAAAGCCCCCUUCGUCGUGCAAGCCACCGGAUCCACCGGUCAAGGUUGUUUACCAAAAAUGUCCGCCAUGCCCGAAGCUACCGAAAAUGCCAGAGUGCGUUCCGCCGACUCCCACGUGCGAGAUCAAAUGUCCGCCACUGCCGCAAUGCCCGAAAUGCCCGCCAUGUCCGUCCGCCAAAGAUCCACCGUGUUCGUCCGCCAAAGAUCCGCCGUGUUCGUCCGCCAAAAAUCCGCCGUGUUCGUCCGCCAAAGAUCCGCCGAGCAAAGGAUCAUCCUGCGGAUCGAAAGGAAAAUCUGCAAAGGGCCUCUGGAAUAAAUUGACGGGGUUCAUGAAAAAACGGAAAAUGUCGACUGCCAGCGGCUCCGACGACUGGCGGGCGCGGAAAUGUCAAACAGUAACCGAUAUCUGCGCUGACAGAUCGAAUGAGAAAAAGUCAGCUCCGCCAUGCCCCAAAAACAGAAGAACCACUUGUUACCCCGAAGUAGUCAAGUGUCCGGAGCUGGAGAAGGCCCCGGUGAAGAAGCCAGAGCCAUCAAUUGACGAAAAAAUCGAUUACUCAAAGAUCACCUGCCCCCCGCCCAAGUUCGAAAAGCCGGAGGCCUGUCCGUCUCCGAGAAUUAAUUCAGAAGUAAAGUCUACGGCUGAGGAGGAUAAUUCUUUAUUAAUGGGACUUCCGGGACCUCCUUCAGAACCUGUUACCCUCUGUCCCUGCCCUCCACCUGCUAAACUCCAUCCAGGUGCUUGUCCCUGUGCUCCAGAAGUGAAUGAUAAUCUCAAGAAAACAACACCCACUGAACCCUGCCCCCUGAAACCCCUCUAUCCGUGCCCGGAAAAACGAGUGUUUCACUGUCCAAUACAGCCAUCUGCAUCUUCGCAACGGAAAAAUUUGCAGAAAUGAAUACAAAAUUAUUGAGAUGAAA